This is a messenger RNA of Paramecium primaurelia, 862 nucleotides long. NCBI's taxonomy places the organism in Eukaryota, Ciliophora, Oligohymenophorea, Peniculida, Parameciidae. The record is from the annotation of a GenBank genome assembly.
AUGACAGAAAAGAAAACUACAGCUGAUUAUAAUCGUUUACAGAACAGAAAUAAUCAAUUUAAAAAAUGUUCUGAUUGUCUCAAUAAUACUAUAUCUAAAAAUCCUAUUGCAAACAUCUUUUUAAAAAUGGAAUAAGCGUAAUCCUAUUAUUCAUUAAUAGAUUAUGUUCCAGUUGUAUUAAUACAAAUCUCUAUGUAAUACCUAAAACAUAAGAAUUUUCAGAUGCAAUCACAUUUCCAUUUACUAUCUAUAAAAAAAUAUUGUGCAAAAUACAUAAACAUGAAUAAAGAUUGAAAUGUUAAGAAUGCUCUAUUUAUUUGAAUGAAAAAAAUUAUGCCAAAUGUCCUUUCUGUGAAUUUAGUAUAUUCAGAAGAAAUUUGAAAAAAUGGAGUAUGUAAUUUUUCUUGUAUUAUAUAUAAUAUAGUUUAUACCCAAUUCAUAAAUGUGAAGUUUGUAAUCAUUAUUAAUGUCUAAAAUGCUAGUCAAUUCCUGGAAUUAUGGGAAAUGAUGCUAUUGAAUGUUACACUUGUUCAGAAAGAAAAUAAGAUUAAUAUUUCCACAUAAAACAUGCAAUCAAAUAAAUGAAUACUUUUAAAGGAAUACAAUUUUUAAUCACCAUAUUUUGUGUUGCUAUAUUUACUCCUAUUUAAAUUAUGGGCAAAACUACUUCUAUCACAAAGUAAAUCAUAGAUUGGUAACCCUUAUAAUAAGUCACUCCAAGAUAAUACUUAUUUAAAUUAGUAUAUACCCUUAUAAUAGGACCAUUCUUAUGGUUAUGGAUAUAUCUAAGAUACUUUUUUAUUUUGUAUUGGGAAAGCUAUUCCGACAACGUUCGCCUGUUAUAUCGGUAAAUGAUCCCUUA